GUCUAUUCUUUCUCUUCCAUUCUCCUUUCUUAGAUACCACCAAGGACAAUGAAGGCCUCCUUUAUCACUCUCUUUGCUGCUCUGGCCACCUCGGCCAUCGCCGCCCCUACCGGUGGUGUUCCUGGUGUCUCUGAGGUCACCAAGACUGUGAACAUUGGUUCCGUCUCCAGCAACGUCAUCUCCACCCCCAGUGCCAGUGCCAGUGCCGGCGCCACCGGCCACAUUGUCCAGGAUGCUGGCAACGGUGUCAACCAGGUCCUGACUGUUACUGGCGCUGACGCCAAGAAGCUCCUCGUCCAACUGAGCCCCGAGGUUGCCAGCCUCCUGUCCGGCCUGGGUCUGCCUGGCCUUGGAUCCUCCGUGGGUACCAUUAUUAAGACCGCUGCGUCCGUUGGCGACCUUGUCCAAGAUGUCGGCAAGGUCGUUGACGGCCUUCUCACUGUUGUCGAUAAGGACGGUCGCGCUCUUCUGAUCCAGCUCGACCCUGUGGUCACUGGUCUUCUCAGCGGUCUUGGGCUCCCCGAACUUGGUGUCCCCGUCGGCUCCAUUGUUGGCACCCUUGGCGAGAACCUUAAGCGCUCGGCCGAUGGAAAGAUCGUUCAGGACCUUGCUCCCAAGGUCAAGGAUGUCCUCGAAGUCACCGGCUCCGACUCUAAGCGCCUGCUCGUCCAGCUCAGCCCCUCCGUCGCCUCCCUCCUCACCAACCUUGACCUCCCCAGCGUUGGAACUCCCGUUGGACAGAUCGUCAAGACUGCCGGCAGCGUUGGCGACCUUCUCAAGGACAUCUCUACUCCCGUUGAGCAGCUCCUGACCGUCAUCGGCCAGGACGGCUCUUACCUUCUCAUUCAGCUGUCUUCCGACGUCACCUCUCUUCUCUCUGGCCUUGGCCUCCCCUCCCUUGGCACUACUGUCGGCAGCGUCGUCGCGACUCUUGGUCAGAACCUGUAAAUGGUGAGUGCUCUCCGUUGUGUUGUUGCCUGAUGGAGGAGCCGAUGCUAAUCAUUCAACUUUCAGGUGCACAGUUACGGUGGUCUGCAGUGAUGUCCUUCACAUCAGGUUUGCAUAUACUAUUACUACUCAUUUUCGCCCUGUAUUGUCGAACACAUGUUGCCUAUUAUGCUGUUGCGGGGCGGGCAGACAUGGCUAUAUAUUUAAUCAUAGAACUUCAUGAAACGAUAAAAACAAUCUCUUUUCCCUGUGCUUGACCUGUUAGCGUUCUCAAUAAACAAUCGCAAUAGCCACUGGGCCUGACUGAAGAGAGGAGGAGGCCUCAUUUGUGACCGCACAAUG
This is a messenger RNA of Aspergillus welwitschiae, 1290 nucleotides long. RefSeq lists its product as uncharacterized. The record is from RefSeq and is a predicted model, not a curated record. NCBI's taxonomy places the organism in Eukaryota, Fungi, Ascomycota, Eurotiomycetes, Eurotiales, Aspergillaceae. The transcript is spliced from 2 exons. The coding region runs from base 49 to 948 and encodes 299 amino acids.